This is a messenger RNA of Gadus chalcogrammus (walleye pollock), 1293 nucleotides long. It is a transcript of the gene rxfp3, whose product is annotated as relaxin family peptide receptor 3. Gene Ontology annotation, biological process: immune response; G protein-coupled receptor signaling pathway. Gene Ontology annotation, molecular function: G protein-coupled receptor activity. The transcript has a single exon. The coding region runs from base 1 to 1293 and encodes 430 amino acids. NCBI's taxonomy places the organism in Eukaryota, Metazoa, Chordata, Actinopteri, Gadiformes, Gadidae. Gene Ontology annotation, cellular component: membrane. The record is from RefSeq and is a predicted model, not a curated record.
AUGUCCGGGGAAUACCCCAACCCGUACGAGGGCUCCACAGAGUUCUCCUCCAGCUGCUGCCUUGUGGGGAACUUCUCCUUCAGCCUAAACGCCACCCACAACAACAACAACAAAAACAACCGCUCCACCACAAAUUCGUUCCAGCUGUCCAACAUCAACAGCAAAGAUAAAGUGGGAUACGGCGGGGACGGCUCGGCCGCGCUGAGGAUCACCAUCUCUAUAAUCUACUCCGUGGUCUGCGCGCUGGGACUGAUCGGCAACCUGCUGGUGCUGUACCUGAUGCGUUCCAAACACGUGUGGAGGAAGUCCUCCAUCAACCUUUUCGUCACCGGGCUGGCCCUGACGGACCUCCAGUUCGUGCUGGUGCUGCCCUUCUGGGCGGUGGAGAACGCGCUAGACUUCAAGUGGAUCUUCGGCAAGGCCAUGUGCAAGAUCGUGUCCUACGUGACCGCGAUGAACAUGUACGCCAGCGUCUUCUUCCUCACCGCCAUGAGCGUGGCGCGCUACUGUUCCCUGUCCUCUGCGCUUCGGGGUGGCCGGCGCGGGGACGGAAGCGGCGCGCGCUGUGCGCGUUGCUUUUGCUCCGCCAAAUGGAUCAGUGCGUUGAUCUGGUGCGCCGCCGUCUCCGCGGCACUGCCGCACGCGGUGUACUCUACCACGGCCACCGUGUCAGAAGAGGAGCUGUGUCUGGUGAAGUUCCCUGACGCGCCGGGGGACGCGCAGUUCUGGCUGGGGAUGUACCACGCUCAGAAGGUUCUAAUGGGCUUCGUUGUCCCGCUGGGGGUCAUCAGCGUGUACUAUCUGCUGCUGCUGCGCGUCAUCCACUCCAAGCGCGGCAGCAACUCGAGCGCGAAAAGACGCUCCAAGGUGACCAAGUCCGUGACCAUCAUAGUGCUGUGUUUCUUUCUGUGCUGGCUGCCCAACCAGGCGCUAACGGUGUGGGGCAUCCUGAUCAAACUCAACGUGGUGGACUUUAGUUCCGAGUACUACACGACGCAGGCGUACCUUUUCCCCGUGUCAGUGUGCCUGGCGCACUCCAACAGCUGCCUGAACCCCAUCUUAUACUGCCUGAUGAGACGGGAGUUUAGGAAGGUGCUGAGCAAACUCCUUUGGAGGAUCACGUCGCGGUCCGUGACCAACAUAAGGCCGUUCACAGCCACAACCAAGCCGGAGCCAGACGAGCAGGGACGGGUCCUGGUUCCCAUCCACUCCCCUGAGGAGCCGGUGGCGUUCUACCCGCCCGGGGCUGUGGUCUACAACCAAAGGAACGACGCUCUGCCGAACAGUACAUGA